Mollisia scopiformis is the source of this 561-nucleotide messenger RNA. RefSeq lists its product as uncharacterized. NCBI's taxonomy places the organism in Eukaryota, Fungi, Ascomycota, Leotiomycetes, Helotiales, Mollisiaceae. Bases 1 to 561 code for a protein of 186 amino acids. The record is from RefSeq and is a predicted model, not a curated record. The transcript is spliced from 3 exons.
AUGUCUGUUACCUCUGUCACCCUCCAAGUCUGCGCAGCCGAAGAAGCCAGUGCAAAGCGCGCGUGCCAAGAACUUUCUGCACGUAGCGAUCUCGCCAUCUCGAAGCUCGACGCUGAGAUCGCAACCCUUCGGUUGAAAAAUGAAGCAGAGCCGUGUCCUGACCGCGCAGAAGACAUCAAGAGCCUUAAGCGCAACAUUCGUCGACUGGUCCGACACUUUGAGUCGGCCGAGACUUUUCUCAAGAGAAUUUACGACAACGCUCGUGAGCUGCGAACAAAUAUGGAACAUGGCUUCUUGAUCGACUGGCAUAUGUGGUCUGAGCAAGAGCGAGUAAAGAGAUUCGAGGCUGGUGAGAUGAACUACGAGGUUCUGCGAAAGCCGUGCAAUAUCAAGAUCUUGAGUGUGGGCUACAGCAACCGUUCCAACGACAGAUGUUUCCCGCCAGAGGACCCGCCAGAGGAGGUCGUCUUGUGUAUCGCCGAGGAGAUCAUUGCUGGACAGUACAAAAAACCCUCUGAGGGUGACUUGUGGAAGGACUGGGUUGCCACUGUUAAGGCAUAG